Messenger RNA from Paramecium pentaurelia, 288 nucleotides. Lineage: Eukaryota; Ciliophora; Oligohymenophorea; Peniculida; Parameciidae. The record is from the annotation of a GenBank genome assembly.
AUGAAAACUUGUAAUUUUUCUAUUCAACAAUCAUUUAGAGUUAUAAAUCUAACAAAAAAAAUAAUUAUCUUGAUUAAGCCAAAGAAUACUACUAUAUAGAUAUUUCUAAACUAAAAGAAUAGCCAUAUUAGCCUGAUUUAAUUCGAAUUUUCAAUAAAAAUUAUAUUUCUAUUAAAAAGAAACAAUUUCGGAUGUAUCAUAAACUCAAUAAUGAUCCAAUAACUAUUCUUUACAAUUGAGUAUUCUUUUAAAUAAUUUAUGAUUCUUAAUCCAAAUCUGAAAUUUUGA